Diatraea saccharalis (sugarcane borer) is the source of this 1051-nucleotide messenger RNA. NCBI's taxonomy places the organism in Eukaryota, Metazoa, Arthropoda, Insecta, Lepidoptera, Crambidae. The record is from the annotation of a GenBank genome assembly.
AGUUCUAUUUUGUAAACAAAAUUUGCGUGUGCUCGUUUUAGAGAACUACUGAUUAUGUCUGAAAUUUGGAACUUUUCUCCUUCAUUACAAUUUGAAGUAGAACUGUGUUUAAGUACUGUUUCCAAUAAUGAAAACAACAAGUGGUUAAAAGCAUUCGGACAUUGUAAAUUUAACCUGGUUCAUCCACCUCGUCCUGCCGAACAUAACAAUAGUGAAAUUGAAGGGAGAAAUGCUUCCACAAUUAUCGUUAGCGCCGAAAAAGACCAUGCAGUAGUUGACAAUGCGAAAACCACAAUUACAGAUAAUGAAACUAUAGAAAAAAUUUGCGAGUGCUUACAUACAGACUUAUCUUCACGUUACAAUUUUAUGAUCGAGGAAUGUUUAAAAAACCCUAAUUUGCUAGUUAAACUUGCGUGUCAUUUGAACAUUAAUACAGUAGAGAAGAUAUGCAAGUUCGUUUUCGAAAGCAACAAUGUCAAUAAAGACUUUUUGGUACUAUUUUUCAAAGUCUUCUUACCUGCAUAUAUAAAAAGAGGUUAUAGUUGUCAUACGUUAGAUUUAUUACUCUGUGGUAGUAAGUUUUCAUUGGAGUUUGAUAUUUUUAUUAGGAAAAUUUUAAAAGAUUGCAAUAUACCUAAUAAUUUUCUUCAAGAUUAUGUUAAAAUGUUAAAUGGUGAACAGCAGUCUAGAUAUUUGUUAUUGUUGGCUAACUUAGACCUGUCCUCAGAACAGUUUGUACAUAAUUUAUUUUCAAUAUAUUUAGCAUAUAAAGAUUGUGUGAAAAGUGAUAAAAUUCAAUGUUUAAUUCAAUCACUACUUUAUGAAUAUUCAAAUAAUUGUAUUAGUGAUAAGAAUUAUGGCAGAUUAUUGUUAAGUUUCUUGCAAACAGUUAAAAGUUGUAAAGGAAAUUUUAAUCGGGAAUAUGUUGAGAAAAUUAUAACUUUACAUAGGUCGCCUUUUAAAAGACCGUGUUUGACUAUUUUCAAUGAACUCUUGAAUUAUGAGCAAUUGCAUACUGAUUAAAUUUUAAUAAUAAAAAAUAUUGUAAGCU